AUGACCUCAGAAAAAACAAGGUCAUUGAAGAAAUGGGACUACUUCAGCUUGGACUUCCAUCUCUCUCAAUGAUACUGAGAGAGUGGUCACUUGUAAUUAUUGAUUUAAAAGACUGUUUUUCCAACAUCCUACUUCAUCCAGAUGAUGUUCCUCAAUUUGCAUUUUCUGACCCAAGCAUCAACAAAGAAGAACCUUUGCAAAGAUAUAAUUGGGUGGUCCUUCCUCAAGGACUCAAAAAUUCACCAACGAUUUGCCAAUGGUUUGUGGCACGAGCCUUGUCUCCAGUGCAAGAGAAAUAUCCGCAAGCGAUGAUCAUACAUUCCACGGAUGAUCUGCUCAUUGCAGUGCCAAUGCAGAAAGAAGUGCAAGAAGCUCGUGACAGCAUGACUGCAGAAAUUCAAAAGGCAGGACUGGAAGUUUCUACAUCAAAAAUCCAGGUAGUCUUGCCAUGGAAACACUUGGGAUGGAAGAUUUCAGAGCAAGCAAUCAGGCCACAGAACAUACAUCUGAGAACCAAUGUCCACAAUUUGCAAGAUCUACAGCAGCUUUUGGGAGAAAUCAAUUGGAUCAGACCAAUUCUGGGAAUCACCAACAAUGAACUUAUGCCACUUUUCGACUUAUUGAGAGGAGACUGCAACAUCAAAUCUCCGAGAACUCUCACACCUGAAGCUUAA
Messenger RNA from Sturnus vulgaris (Common starling), 674 nucleotides. Lineage: Eukaryota; Metazoa; Chordata; Aves; Passeriformes; Sturnidae. The record is from RefSeq and is a predicted model, not a curated record.